AUGAAGAUUGGCAAGCCAAAGUCAAAGCGCGUGCCCGUGCGGCUGCGCCAUAAGAUUGAGAAGGCCUCUGCGGCCAAACAACGCAAGGCGAAGAAGAUUGCGAAGAAGAACCCGGAAUGGCGAUCGAAAACGAAGAAGGAUCCCGGCAUCCCCAACCUCUUUCCAUACAAGGACAAGAUCUUAGCCGAAGUUGAAGAACAGCGGAGGAAGAAGGAGGAAGAAAAGGCGCGCCUGAAGGAGCUGGCUAGACAACAAAGAUCGGGAGGCACAGAAACAGCGGGCGCUAUGGAUGACGAAGACUCGGAUUUUGAGGCAUUCGACGCUGAAGGUGACGAGCUUCUCGCUGACGACAGCGAAGAUGAGGAUUCUAUGCAAGUGGACUGCUCCAGCUCGAACCCUAUGGCUGCUCUGCUAGCUUCCGCAAAAGCACGAGCCGCAGAGUUUGAUCAGAGUAAUGAUGCAGAUGCCAUGGACGACGACGACUCCGGGGAAGAGUCCGAUCAAGAGGGUGCUGCACAUGUUCGCAAAGACACAUCAAGAAAGCAAUUCGACAAGGUGUAUAAGCAAGUUGUCGACUCCGCAGAUGUUGUGUUAUAUGUCCUAGACGCCCGAGAUCCAACUGGAACGCGUUCAAAAGAGGUGGAACAAGCUGUCAUGGCGGCAGACCACUCAAGUAAACGCUUGAUCUUCAUACUCAACAAGAUCGAUCUAGUGCCACCGCCCGUCUUGAGAGCCUGGCUUGUUCAUCUACGCCGGUCGUUCCCGACGUUGCCUCUACGCGCCUCAAAAUCUGCAGCGAAUGCGAAAACUUUUGAACACAAGGAUCUUACUAUCAAGGGAACCUCCGAGACACUCUUCAAAGCACUCAAGACAUUUGCAGAGUCUCGGCAGCUGAAGCGCUCAGUAAAGGUUGGCAUCAUCGGAUACCCCAAUGUUGGCAAAUCAUCCGUUAUCAAUGCCUUGAGCCAGAGAAUGGGGGGCAAGGCUGCUGGAUGCCCAACAGGCGCUGAAGCCGGUGUUACUACCAGCUUGCGUGAAGUCAAACUUGACAACAAGUUGAAGCUGAUCGAUUCGCCUGGUAUCGUCUUCCCCAACGCCACGGAAGGAUCCAAGGAAAGCAAGAUACUGCAGAAAGCGCGUCUAAUCCUUUUGAACGCUGUUCCACCAAAGGAGAUUGAUGACCCUGUGCCCGCUGUCAAUCUGUUACUGAAGAGGCUGUCAUCAUCCGAAGAACUUUUCACAAAGCUCAUGAACGUGUAUGAUCUGCCUCCUCUUCACGGUGUUGGCAGCGACAGGACCACCGACUUCCUGGUUCAAGUUGCGAGGAAGAGGGGACGGCUUGGGAGGGGAGGUGUGCCGAACCUCCACGCCGCAGCUCAGACCGUUAUCAACGACUGGAGAGAUGGUCGUAUCACAGGAUGGACCAGCCCACCAAAGUACGAUGCCACCGCAGUCCCAGCUCUGGAUAAGAACAAGACUGCCCCUGCCAUCAAGGGUGGCCUCGUAGGAGAUCAGAAGGAGAUUGUCAAGGAAUGGGCUGCAGAGUUCAAGCUCGAGGGUCUUUGGGGCGAUGAGCCAAAGGAAGCAGAGGCCUCAGAGGCAAUGGAGAUGUGA
Messenger RNA from Plenodomus lingam JN3, 1614 nucleotides. RefSeq lists its product as uncharacterized. The record is from RefSeq and is a predicted model, not a curated record. Gene Ontology annotation, molecular function: GTP binding. NCBI's taxonomy places the organism in Eukaryota, Fungi, Ascomycota, Dothideomycetes, Pleosporales, Leptosphaeriaceae. Gene Ontology annotation, cellular component: nucleolus.